ACAUUUCCUCCAUCAUCCACAUUGCUGUUAUUCUCUUCACCAUCAUUGCUGGUUUUACGAAAGCUGACACCAAAAACUACACCCCUUUUGCCCCCUUUGGCGCUCAUGGCAUUUUCAAGUCUUCAGUUGUGUUCUUGUUAGCAUAUCUCGGUUUUGAUGCUGUCUCAACAAUGGCUGAAGAGACUAAAAACCCUGCUCGAGAUAUUCCCAUUGGUCUUGUUGGCUCAAUGACAAUUAUCACUGUUGCAUACUGUCUGCUUGCUAUGGCAUUAUGCCUAAUGCAACCAUAUCAGCAGAUUGACCCAAAUGCCCCAUUCCUUGUGGCAUUUGAAGCUAUAGGGAUGAAUUGGGCUAAGUAUAUUGUUGCUAUCGGUGGAUUGGAGGGCAUGACCACUGUUUUGCUGGCCAUUGUUGUUGGCCAAGCCAGAUAUCUCACCCAUAUUGCUCGUACCCGCAUGAUGCCGCACUGGUUAGCACAAAUCAAUCCAAAGACAGGGACACCAAUCAAUGCAACAAUUGUCACGCUUGCUGCCACAGCAAUCAUUGCCUUCUUUACUGAACUUGAUAUUCUUACCAAUCUUGCCGCAAUAUCAACAUUGUUCAUCUUCACGCUCGUAGCUAUCGCUCUCCUUGUUCGCCGAUACCAUGUCAGUGGGGUGACAACACCAGCAGAUAGAAACAAACUUAUUAUUUGCAUAGCGUUCAUUCUUGUGUCUUCUGCCGCCACUACUGCUUACUGGGCACUAAGUAGCGAUAAUGACUGGAUUGCAUAUGCCAUUACAGCGCCAAUUUGGUUCUUGGCUACCUUGGCACUUCAGGUUAUUGUUCCCAAGGCUAGGACUCCAAAACUAUGGGGCGUUCCAUUGGUUCCUUGGUUGCCUUCGGCUUCCAUUGCCAUCAAUAUUUUCACUCUUGGAUCCAUAGACCGUGCAUCCUUUAUAAGGUUUGCUGUCAGGACUGGCAUCGUGUUGAUUUACUAUUUUCUAGUUGGGUUGCAUGCGUCUUAUGAUACAGCCAAGGGUCAUGGGGAGAAUCAGGCUGCGGGGGGAUACUGGAAUGCUGAAGAAGGUCCGGUGUCUUCCAAUUAUACCACAAAUCCUAGUAGUUAAAGCAGAAACAUGAAGGUCAAAAAUGUUUAUAGCUUCUUCUAAUUUAUUUUCCCAAACGCGAAGGAAAUUUCCGGCCUGGGAAAAAAAAAGGGUGUAUGUUAGUAAUAGAAAUUAUUGAGUGUAUGUGUAAAGAAGCUUGCAGGGUUCCUUCAUUGCGAAUAUAUUUCAACCAAGGAC
Messenger RNA from Rubroshorea leprosula, 1286 nucleotides. The record is from the annotation of a GenBank genome assembly. Lineage: Eukaryota; Viridiplantae; Streptophyta; Magnoliopsida; Malvales; Dipterocarpaceae.